This is a messenger RNA of Rhagoletis pomonella (apple maggot), 4891 nucleotides long. RefSeq names its product RNA helicase aquarius. Gene Ontology annotation, cellular component: catalytic step 2 spliceosome. The transcript is spliced from 11 exons. Gene Ontology annotation, molecular function: mRNA binding; helicase activity. The record is from RefSeq and is a predicted model, not a curated record. Gene Ontology annotation, biological process: mRNA splicing, via spliceosome. Lineage: Eukaryota; Metazoa; Arthropoda; Insecta; Diptera; Tephritidae. Bases 104 to 4819 code for a protein of 1571 amino acids.
AAAUUUAUAAAAGUUGCUCGCCCAUUGCAAAAAUACAUUUGCAUUCCGUCGGUUUGCCUUUUUGUUUAUUUUCCCGAUUUAAAGUUGUUAAUUUCUACUAAAAAUGAAGCAAAAACGUAAACACCCUAGCACCGAAGAUGGAGGUAGCAAACAGAAUCCCCACACAGUGACUGUUUCACAAAUUAGUGCAGAUAUCAUUUGGCAGCUCGCCUCGCAAUAUUGGUCACCAGAAACACCAGUCGAUGAGCUCCUGCCCUACAAUGGCAAUAUUAUAGAAGACAUUUACUGUCGUGAGAUUUUAGAUCACAGGUCGUCAACCCGUCGCAUCAUGAUGUUGGAAUUCAGUCAAUAUUUGGAAAAGUAUUUGUGGCCUAAUUAUAAACGUGAAACGGCUACGCAUGCUCAUCUCAUGUCAAUUGUAGCUAUGGUCAAUGAGAAAUUCCGUGAACGCGUUGAAGUUUGGCCCAUAUUUGAAUCGAAGCCUGAGGAAUAUCCGGCAUUCUUUAGACACGUAUUGGAAACCUGUCUACCAGCGGAGACUAGUAAAGGCAGGCAAGCAACAAUGCGUGAAAAAACUGCGCUAAUAGUAUUUCUCAAUCACUGUUUCAAUAGCAUGGAAAUUGAGUUGUGUCGCGAGCAGGCGAAACGGUUGGUCUCACUGUCCAUGUGGAGCUGUCUACAGCCAAAACGCUUGGAGCAAGAGCUGCGGGAAGUGCCUGAGUGGCGCAAAUUCUGGCGUCGUUUACAGAAGAAAGAAAAGGGUGUUCAAAUGCCGGAGGUAGCAUGGGAGCGGCAUUUUUUGCAGAAUUUAAUUAUUCAGUUUCUGAAUAUAUUAGAAGCCAUACCUCUUGAAACCGAUUUGGCACCUAGUGUGGUAACAUAUUGUGAACGUUUUUUGGAAUUUAUUGUCGAUUUGGAAGCAUUGCUCCCUACACGUCGUUUCUUUAAUACAGUUUUGGAUGAUACUCAUCUGUUGGUGCGUGCACAAAUCUGUAAUUUGGUGCAACGUGAAGAAGGCAAGCUGUUCGGUCAGCUCCUCGACAUGCUAAAAUUCUACACCCGCUUCGAGAUCAGCGAUGUUACUGGCGAUUCGCUUACCGAUCACCAGAUGACUCAGUUGCAUUACAAAAAAAUCACUUCACUACAACGUGCGGCGUUUGCAAAAUUUCCCGAUUUGCGCUUGUUCGCUCUAUCCAAUGUCGCAAAUGUAGAUACUCGUGAAGCGCUACACCGUCACUUUGGCGCACUCGAUGCAAAGGCACUCAAAGAAAUCGCUUCCUUUCUAAAUUUAGUACCCGAUACGCUCGAACCACCCUUUCAAUGGCAUCGACUCGAUGACGAGUUUCUCAAGGAACUUUUGAUUACACGUCACGAACGUCGUUGCUCACAGCUCGAGGCACUCAAUGAAAUGCCGCUCUAUCCCACAGAGGAUAUCAUUUGGGAUGAGAAUGUAGUGCCAUCCGAAUACUUUUCGGGUGACGGUUGUUUGGCGCUGCCGAAGUUAAAUUUACAAUUUCUCACCUUGCACGAUUAUCUGCUGCGCAAUUUCAAUCUUUUUCGCUUGGAGUCAACCUAUGAGAUACGGCAAGACAUUGAAGAUGCUGUAAGUCGCAUGCUACCCUGGCAAUCGGAGGAUGGUGAUGUUGUCUUUGGCGGCUGGGCGCGCAUGGCGCUACCGAUCGCCUCAUUCGCUGUGGUUGAGGUGACGAAGCCGCACAUCGGUGAGCGUAAACCUUCGCGUGUGCGCGCCGAUGUCUCGGUGACUUUGUCGGUGCGUAAAGAGAUUAAAGAGGAAUGGGAAAAUUUGCGUAAACAUGAUGUGUGCUUCUUAAUAACGGUGCAGCCGACAAAGCCAUAUGGUACGAAAUACAAUCCACGCGAACCCUUCAUACCGCAGGUGGGCUUGGUUUACGUGCGUGGCUGUGAGGUGGAAGGCAUGUUGGAUGCCAAUGGACGUGUCAUUGAAGAUGGCCCAGAGCCACGACCGCAAUUGCCCGGCGAGCAACGCACCUAUCGCGUUUGGUUGGACUCGAAUCAAUAUCGAUUGGAUAUGGACAGUUUGCAGGAUGGUUCCGACGAUGUAUACGAGAGUUUCAAUAUUAUAAUGCGUCGCAAGCCAAAGGAGAACAACUUUAAAGCCGUACUGGAAACUAUACGCCAUCUGAUGAAUACUGAAUGUGUUGUGCCGCCAUGGUUACAUGAUUUGUUACUUGGCUAUGGUGAUCCGGGUGCAGCACACUAUUCUCAGAUGCCGAAUCAGGAGCGCAGCUUAGAUUUCAAUGACACUUUCCUGAACUUCGACCAUCUGAAGAGUAGCUUUCCUGGUUAUGAAAUAAAAUGUGAUGCGCCGAUGGCACAGCGCAUACCUCCAUUCCGUUUGAUAUUUGAAGACGUGCCAGAAGAACGCGACGAUGAGCCCGAAGACGAGGAGGAGGAUGCGAAGAUGAAGAGCGCAUUAGAAAAGGCAAUUGUUGUACAGCCAUAUGUGUUCGAAAGUCGUGGGCCGUAUGUGGCAAAUAAACCCAAGCAAAACUCUGUUCGCUUCACACCCACUCAAUUGGAAGCGAUUCGCGCGGGUAUGCAACCUGGCCUUACGCUAGUCGUAGGUCCUCCAGGUACAGGCAAGACAGAUGUCGCUGUCCAAAUCAUAUCCAAUCUCUAUCACAAUCAUCCAAAUCAGCGUACACUAAUCGUAACACAUUCCAAUCAGGCGCUGAAUCAGCUCUUCGAAAAAAUUAUGGCUCUAGACAUAGAUGAGCGCCAUUUGUUGCGUCUCGGUCAUGGCGAAGAAGCCUUAGAGACGGAGAAAGACUUCAGUCGUUAUGGGCGUGUCAAUUAUGUGCUCACACAACGCUUACAACUACUCAAAAAGGUACAAAAGCUGCAGGAAUCGCUCAAUGUGCUCGGUGACAACGCUUACACCUGCGAAACGGCCGGCUAUUUCUAUCUCUACAAUGUGGUGGCACGUUGGGAGAAGUUUCUCACGCAAGCCACUGCCGUUGCAGAUGCCACUGAGCCGGCGACUUGGCGUGCGGUAUUCGAAAAAGAAUUUCCAUUCACACGCUUCUUUGCCGAUGCAUCGCAACCACUUUUUAAGGGCAAAACGUAUGACGAAUAUAUGGAAAUAGCAAAAUCUUGCUUCCGCUAUAUAACACAUAUAUUCACGGAGUUGGAAGAAUUCCGCGCUUUCGAACUGCUGCGCACCGGUUUGGAUCGUUCAAAGUAUCUGCUUGUAAAGGAGGCGAAAAUCAUUGCAAUGACUUGCACGCAUGCAGCGUUGAAGCGCAAGGAGUUAGUAAAUCUGGGUUUCCGCUAUGACAACAUACUCAUGGAGGAGUCAGCACAGAUAUUGGAAAUUGAAACAUUCAUUCCGCUGCUAUUACAAAAUCCGCUCGAUGGCUACAAUCGGUUGAAACGUUGGAUUAUGAUCGGAGACCAUCAUCAAUUGCCGCCUGUCAUCAAAAAUAUGGCAUUCCAAAAGUACUCGAAUAUGGAGCAGAGUUUGUUUACGCGACUGGUGCGUUUGGGUGUGCCCACCGUCGAUUUGGAUGGACAGGGUCGUGCGAGGUCAAGUAUUUGUUCCUUGUACAAGUGGCGCUAUAAGAAAUUAGACGAUCUUACGCACAUUUUGGAGCGCAACGAGUAUCGGCAAACAAAUGCUGGAUUUGUGUAUGACUAUCAGCUGAUCAAUGUGGAGGACUUCAAUGGUGUGGGCGAAACAGAGCCGAAUCCUUUCUUCUAUCAGAAUCUCGCUGAGGCUGAGUAUGUUGUAGCUGUUUACAUGUAUAUGCGUCUACUGGGCUAUCCCGCUGAAAAAAUAUCCAUCUUAACCACCUACAAUGGACAAAAGCAUCUGAUACGCGAUGUCAUCAAUGUGCGUUGCGGUAAUAAUCCACUUAUCGGUUGGCCAUACAAAGUCACCACAGUGGAUAAGUAUCAAGGUCAACAGAACGAUUAUAUACUCAUAUCGUUGGUGCGCACCAAGGCGGUUGGUCAUUUGCGCGAUGUGCGUCGUUUGGUGGUGGCGAUGAGUCGUGCACGACUGGGAUUGUAUAUUUUUGGGCGGGUGUCACUGUUUAAAAACUGUUUUGAAUUGCAGCAAACAUUCAAGUUGUUAACACAACGCCCGCAGCGUCUACAAUUGCUGCCAGACGAAACUUAUCCCACUGAGCGUUUAACCAACGAAGAAGUAGACCGUCAACGUAUUUACGAAGUGAAUAACAUGACACAAAUGGCGGAACAUGUCUAUGAAGUGUAUAUGAAACGCAUGGAGGAGCUAAAAGAUAAGCUACCAGCUGAGGGUGAUUUGCAAAUGUACGCAAACUUGCCACAAGAGAGUGUUGAGGAAGUGGAAGCUACACAAGCGAUUGAGGAAGUUACAAAUGAAAUGCCAGAAAGUGAUGAACCUCCUAAAAAACGUGCUGCAAAGGAAACCAGCAAGGCAACAAAAGCUGCUGCCGCUGCAUUCAAACCUACGCCUAUUGUUAAUGAGAUCGGUGAGGACGAGCCUGAAGACCAAGAUGACGCCGCGGUGCAAACAGAAGCUGAGUCGCAUGCUGCGCAAAAGGGAGCUGCGUCGAUUGCUGUUCAAAUGGAAGUUGAGUCGAAUAUUGCCCAAACAGAAGUUGAGUCGAAUGUUGCCCAAACAGAAGUUGAGUCGAAUGCUAGACAAAUGGAAGCUGAGUCGAAUGCUGGGCAAACAGAACCUGAAUCGAAUACUGGGCAAGCGGAAGCUGAGUCAAAUGCUGGGCAAAUGGAAGAUGAGUCGAUUGCGGCGAAAACAGAAAAUUCUGCUAUCGAAGCACCUACUGCUGAUUAAUAAAGUUUCAAUUUUUAAGUACGACAUACUAAGCUGGGAAAAUACAUAAACAUUUUAUUAGAUACAAAAUUA